Molecule: messenger RNA, 849 nt
Organism: Penicillium arizonense
Lineage: Eukaryota; Fungi; Ascomycota; Eurotiomycetes; Eurotiales; Aspergillaceae
Exons: 2
Coding region: 1-849 (282 amino acids)
Source: RefSeq, a predicted model, not a curated record
AUGAAGUUCACUGGAUUCACCAUUUCUCUCGCCCUUGCUGGCCUGUCUUAUGGCGGUGCCAUCCCCAUCGCCGGAGGCGCUCUCAGUGGUGUCGAGGGUACUCUGGGCGGUACUGAGGGCGCCGCUGCCAACCUCAUUGCUCCUGUCGCCUCCACUGCUGGCGGCCUGACCGGCGGUCUGAAGCGUGACCUUGGUGAAGCUGCUGGUGAGACUGUCGAGGCUGUCCCUAGUGUUCUCAACGGUGCCACUGGGAUUGCCGGCAGUGCUGUUGGAACCGUUGAGAGCACCGGCUCGGGCAUUGUUUACACGGCGGAGAACGCUGCCAGUAGCACCAUUCCUGGAAAGCGUGAAUUCACCGAUGCCGCUGGACAGACCCUCGAGGCUGUCCCUAGUGUUGCUAAUGGUGCUACCGACAUUGCCGGCAGCGCUGUUGGAACUGUUGAGAGCAUCGUCUCUAGCGGUGCUAACACGGUGGAGAAGGACGUUUCGGGCGUCGGCGCCGGCAAGCGUGAUGUUGAUGGGAUUGUUGGCACCCUCGCUGGUACCAUUGGUAGCUCUGCUGGCAACACCGUCGGCAGCACCGUGGGAAGCACGGUUGGAAGCACUGUCCCUGCUACUGUUGGUCAGGCAACUGCUGGUCUCGGUGGUCUGGCUAAGCGUGGGAACUGCCUCGCCAACGGCGUUGACUCAACUGUUUUGAGCUCUCUCUACCGCAUCACUGACCAUCCCAUUCCCCUCAUCGGUUCUCUCGUUGAUCUCAAGCACGCCGCCGACAUUGGUGAGAUCACCAACGGCCAGCUUACCGAGCUUCCUGCUCUCCAGGCGCUGCUUUCUUUCAUCCACCUCUAA